CGGGUGCAGAGGGCUGGCUCGCUGCUCGCAUCUCCUGGCUGCUUCUGGAGACAGGGUGCCGGGCUCCCAGGCAGACCCGACCUGGACGCAUCUUCCCAGCUGGACUGCUGCCUGAAGGACCUCCUACCAUUUGGACAUCUCUCUCUGGGGAGCAGAAACAAUGAUUGUCCUCAGACAGCUGUCCCUGGAAGCAAAGGCCGCCUUGGCUGCGGCUGGAGUCUUCUUUUCCAUGAUGGUAUCCCGGACCUACCUGUCGGGAAACCUGGAGAUUGGGGUGCGGCGCUGGCUGUUCAGGCUACAGCUGGCCCUGUUUGCCAACGCGCUUAUGCUGAUUGGCUCCAUGUACAUCUGGAGGAGCACGGUCACUUCCCUGUACCACUCCCCUGCUGUGGAGUGGGGGUGUUUUUGGCCCUGGAAGGUGACUAUCUUGGCCUUCCUGGCCUUGGCCCACUCUAGCUUUUUCACCAUGCUCUUUCUUGUGGCUGAGGAGCCCUACCUGCUCGCCAUGGUGGCCUACUCUAGCCUUGGUGCUUAUAUUAUUAUGAUUUUCUUCCUCUUUAUCCUGGGUUGCAUGGAGCAGGGGUACCAGCUCUUGGCCUGGAGGGGGGGCAGGGUCAGCGGAAGCAUUGACAAGACCAGGAGGACGGUCCUGAAGCCGGUCCUGGCUGUGGCUGUGACCGCUGUGCUCAGUGUGGUUGGGCUUCUCAAUGCCGCCCAGCCUCCAGCAGUGAAGACUGUCCAGGUGCCCAUUCACCAGUUGCCGCCGUCGAUGAACGAUCUGAAGGUCGUGCUCCUCUCAGACAUCCACCUAGGCCCCACGGUCGGCAGGACCAAGAUGGAGUUGUUUGUGCGCAUGGUGGAGGCUCUCAAGCCAGACGUCACUGUGAUAGUGGGGGACCUUUCUGACUCCGAGGCCUCCGUCCUCAGGAAGGCCGUGGAGCCCCUGGGCCGGCUGUAUUCUCGCCUCGGCACCUACUUUGUCACGGGGAACCACGAGUACUACACAUCCGAUGUCAACAACUGGUUCGAGCUCCUCAAGUCCCUGAACGUCCAGCCCCUCCACAACGAGAAUGUGAAGAUCACCGCCUCUGGGACGACAUCAGCGAAGAGUCAAGAUGACUGGAUCUGCUUGGCUGGGGUGGAUGACAUCGAGGCAGACAUCUUGCAUUACUCUGGCCACGGCAUGGACCUGAACAAAGCUUUGGACGGCUGCAGCCCUGACCGCGCCACCAUCUUAUUGGCUCACCAGCCCCUGGCGGCCAAGUGGGCCCUUCAGGCCCGGCCGGACAUCAACUUGAUCCUUUCUGGCCACACCCAUGGUGGGCAGAUCUUCCCGCUGAAUGUGGGAGCUUACUUGCUGAACCCAUUCUUUGUCGGGCUGUACAAAGUGGGGCAGAGCACCUUUGUGUAUGUCAGUCCGGGGACGGCCUAUUAUGGGAUACCGAUGAGACUGGGAAGCCGGGCAGAAAUUACAGAGAUCAUCCUUCGCUCUCCCUGAACAACUUCCCUGCCCUCCCUCUG
This is a messenger RNA of Vombatus ursinus (common wombat), 1521 nucleotides long. RefSeq names its product transmembrane protein with metallophosphoesterase domain (gene TMPPE). The record is from RefSeq and is a predicted model, not a curated record. Lineage: Eukaryota; Metazoa; Chordata; Mammalia; Diprotodontia; Vombatidae. Bases 161 to 1498 code for a protein of 445 amino acids. Gene Ontology annotation, molecular function: hydrolase activity. The transcript is spliced from 2 exons.